AUGAUAGCAGCAGAGUACCGAUCGCUGUUGUUUGGAAUCUACCCUAUUUUCUUUUUCUUUACGUUGAUUGCUCAAUUAUUUUUACUAUUCUUGAUUGUGAAGCAUUCUCCGAAAAGCAUCCAUAUGCUUCGAAUAAUUCUUGGGUUGACAUGCAUCUUUCAAAUAGUGCUCGCGUUUUCUUCGUUCUUCACACAAAUUCGGUUUAUAACAACCAAAAAGCCAAUUGAGAUGUGGAGUUAUGGGCUUUGCAAACAUUUUGAGCCAUGGAUUUGCUACUGUUUUUAUCAAGCAGAACAGUUGACUGCUCUUGCAAGUGGACUUACAAUUUAUGGGACUUUCUUUCUCAAGUACAGAAUGGUGAAGGGUGUUCAAAUGAGCAAGUUUGAAAUUCUGAAAACAUAUUUCACGUUUUACUGCCCAUUUUGCCUAUCUUUCAUCCUUGUUAUCAUUAUCGUCAAAACGCAAACCUUUUCGUGGGAGGCUCAAGAGCAACUUCGUCUUGUGAACUUAUUUUUGAACAAUGAAGACGAAUACCUCGUUUUUGCAUUUUUGAGUUUUUCCAAGUGGCCAAACACUCUCAAUCUUAUUAUUACAAGUUUUUGUAUUUUUGUUGUUCCUGUGUUGAGUUUUCACUGGAGAAAAAGAACCCUACGUCAAAUCUACCAUCAAAUGGAAAACAUGUCGGCUCCUCGACAACAACUUUACAAAAGUUUUGUUAUGGGUCUCACCAUUCAGUGCGUGCUUCCCUAUGUAUUCUACAUUCCAAUUUACACCCUUUACUACUACUGCUUAUUAACUGGGGAGGAAAUCUUGUUCUUGGAGUUUUUUCUGGUUUUGAUUCCAGCGUUGCCAACAUUGGUGGAUCCGAUUAUUUCAAUUUAUUUCGUAACUCCGUUCAGAAGAAAAUUGAUGAGAUGGGUGAAAAAAGAACGAGAGGAGACAAGAACUACAAAUGCGUUUACGAGAUAAUAAUAAAUUUGAAUCAAUGCAAAAGUUUAAUUCAAUAAAAGAUGAAGAGCGUUA
Molecule: messenger RNA, 1023 nt
Organism: Caenorhabditis elegans
Lineage: Eukaryota; Metazoa; Nematoda; Chromadorea; Rhabditida; Rhabditidae
Gene: srd-36
Product: Serpentine Receptor, class D (Delta)
Exons: 5
Coding region: 1-969 (322 amino acids)
Cellular component (GO): membrane
Source: RefSeq, marked reviewed